AGUCAGUUCCACCGCAGCUAGAACUCCGAGUGGUUUUCUAGAAGCGGAGCUCGGCGGUGCGGUCGGCUUCACCGCAGUGUUCCCCGGCCGGGUGUCUCGCCGCACCCUCGGGAGAGGAGACGGACCUCUCCUCCUUCUGUCAGAGACAUGUCUGCGGCAGCUCAGCCACCCACCGAAGGGGCAGAAGGGGCUGCCCCAGGUGGGGGUCCCCCUGGCCCUCCUCCUAAUUUGACCAGUAACAGACGACUACAGCAGACUCAGGCACAAGUGGAGGAGGUGGUGGACAUCAUGCGUGUAAAUGUGGACAAGGUCCUGGAGAGGGACCAGAAGCUGUCAGAGCUGGAUGAUAGAGCCGACGCUUUGCAGGCGGGCGCAUCACAGUUUGAGAGCAGCGCUGCCAAGCUAAAGAGGAAGUAUUGGUGGAAGAACUGCAAGAUGAUGAUCAUGCUGGGAGCCAUCUGUGCCAUCAUCGUGGUAGUUAUUGUAAUCUACUUUUUUGCUUGAGAAUGUGCCACCCCUUCCCUGUUCUCCAUUGCCAUCCAAACUCAUGUCCCUGUCCUGCUGUUUCUCCCCAGAACUUCCCCGUCUGCCUUCCUCCAUCCC
This is a messenger RNA of Lipotes vexillifer (Yangtze River dolphin), 603 nucleotides long. RefSeq names its product vesicle associated membrane protein 1 (gene VAMP1). Gene Ontology annotation, biological process: vesicle-mediated transport. Bases 148 to 504 code for a protein of 118 amino acids. NCBI's taxonomy places the organism in Eukaryota, Metazoa, Chordata, Mammalia, Artiodactyla, Lipotidae. The transcript has 5 exons. The record is from RefSeq and is a predicted model, not a curated record. Gene Ontology annotation, cellular component: membrane.